AUGUCCAAUAAAGGACCUUCCGUGGGGAAGGACCAGAAAAAUGGGAAGAGUGAUGACAGUACUGAUCUGACAACGAUUUUAGACGAGCAUCAAAGGGGAGAGCUGACCUUGCUCAUCGCCAAUCUCACUGAAUCCAUGCGCAAAGUCAUCAUCGAUAACUUCGAUGCCUCGGCUGGAGGAGACAAGAGCCUCUCACGCGAUGGAAUGACAGAGGAUGAGAAGCUCAUGGCCACAGACCCCUCCACUGCAGAUGUUGGCGCAUAUGAACGUGAACAAAAACUGAAGGAGGAGAAUCUGAAAGAUCUUGCGACCCCCAAGAUGAAGAACUUGAAGAAAAACUCCCUGAAAUCUUACGAUGAAUGGCGCGAGAAAGUCAUUGAGCGUGUUGGUCAGGUCGUUAAUAGCGAACGCACCGCCAGAGACCAAGUACAGCAAAACUCAGGGACGGCUGAUGUCUCCAAACCUCGUGCACCAACAACGGUCGGUCGUAUUAUGGAGGUACCGAACAAAAUGGUCAACUUGAAGUUCAAGGAUUUGUUUCCUCCAGCAAAGACUCCACUCACGAAAAUGACUAUGAGCCAACGCACUUUGAUACUUCAUGCUUUGCUCCUGCUCCUGCUUUCUCUUGAGCAUUACAAUGCGCUUUCACGUAUUCUGAUGCUCAAUCUCACAUCUUCAUUAAAGUUGCCUUUGAAGACCUUCGAACAAGAUGAGUACACGACAGCUAAAGGUCUUCUCGAGGCUGCAAAAGAGAUGUCUGCAGAUGAGGAGACGAAGAAGAUCGCCGAGGAGAACAAGGAGUUGAGAAUCAAGAAAGUCCGUAUUGCGACUGCCGCUGGUGCAGCCAUCAUGGGCGUCACUGGUGGGUUGGCUGCUCCAAUGAUUGCUGCAGGUGUUGGCUCCGUGAUGGGUGGUCUCGGUCUCGGUGCGACUACUGCAGCCGCUUAUCUAGGAUCUGUCGCUGGAAGUACCGUGCUGGUGGGCGGACUGUUCGGAGCAUACGGUGGUCGUAUGACUGGCCAGAUGAUGGAUCACUAUGCUCGGGAGGUGGAAGAUUUCCAAUUCCUCCCCGUGCAUGGCAGUAGCGACAAAAAGACCAGUGAGGAUGAAAAGCAGGGUGCAGAAGAAGCCAGUGAGCACGAUCACAAACUUCGAGUGACCAUUUGCAUAUCCGGUUGGUUGACUGAAAAGGAAGAGGUGGUGAAGCCCUGGCGCGUGAUGGGCGUUGGAGCAGAAGUGUUUGCGCUCAAGUACGAGUUGGAAGCACUUCUGAAUCUCGGAAAUGCUAUGAACGGCAUGGUGCAGUCUGCGGCCUGGGGCUAUGCUCAGAAGCAACUGAUCUCCCGCACGAUAUUUGCCGAAUUGGCGUCUGCUAUGUGGCCUAUAGCCUUACUUCAGGUUGGCAGGGUGAUUGAUAACCCUUUUAGUGUUGCCAAGUCUCGAUCUGAGAAGGCCGGUGAAGUGCUUGCUGAUGCAAUCAUAAACCGUGCACAGGGUGAGCGACCAGUAACGUUGAUCGGGUAUUCGCUUGGUGCAAGAGUCAUCUAUACUUGUCUGAUGACGUUGGCCAAACGAAAGGCCUUCGGACUUGUGGAGAAUGCAGUAUUGAUUGGAUCACCAACUCCAAGUGAUACAAGUGAUUGGCGAAUUCUCAGGAGCGCCGUGGCAGGACGACUAGUGAAUGUCUACUCUUCGAACGACUAUGUCCUCGGGUUCAUGUAUCGCACUUCAGCGAUCCAGUAUGGUGUUGCCGGUCUACAAAAGAUCAACGGCCUGGCCGGUGUCGAAAAUGUUGAUGUCUCGGAAGACGUCUCGGGGCAUUUGAGGUACAGAUACCUCAUUGGUAGUAUACUGAUGAAAAUUGGGUUCGAAGACAUAGACAUCAACGCAGUGCAGGAAGAGCGCAAGGAGCUCCAAAAGAUGGAGGAGCGUGAGAAGAAGGAGUCGCUUCAGUCUCAGCGGCGGUGGCUGCUUCGUCGCGAAUCUACGGGAGGGAAAGCGGACGAAGAGGCAGAGGGCAAAGCUGAAGCGGCUGAACUCGAGAAGAAGGUCCAAGAACAAACUCAAAAGUCUUUGGUCACCAGGGCCAUUGAGUACUUCUACAAUCCAGGCAUCCCCAGUGCCAAAGAUGCAGAAAAGGUCGCAGGUAACAUUCAAAAUAUCGGCAAAGAUCCAAGCAAGGCUGGCCAAGCAGCUGGUGAUGCCAUCAAGGAUGUUCAGGCUUCUACUCAGAGCUAUGCUACUAUGCUUUACGAGAAGUUACCGAGCAUGCCACAUGUACCUCGUUCAGCACCAACCACUAGUGCCAAUAAGUCUACUCCUGCAGAUACCAAGCAAGCUACAGGUCAGGUAUCUGAGGCAGUCAAGAAUGUGAAAGGCUCCGGUCAAAGUUAUGUCCAACAGGCAUCGUCCUAUCUUCCAUCACUGCCCAGCAUGCCUUCACUCGGCGGGGGUGGUGGUGGCAGCAAGGACGCAAAGAAGAGUAAAACACAACCGAAAACUCCAGCUGAAACAGCCUCCACUUCCGCCUCUAAGGCAGCAGACACGACAAGCUCAGCGGCGAGGGAAACAGCGGGUGUUGUUUCAGAUGUUGUCAACCCAACUGUGAAAAAUGUAUUGAAUCCAAAGGACAAUCCUGUCGUCAAGUCGGCUCAAAAAACGACAAAGCAGGCACCUAUUAUUCAUCAAGCCGCAGAUAGGACUCCCGCGCCUGUUAAAAAUGUAGCAAAGGGUGCUUCGGAUGCUGUUGGCACCACGGCGCAAAAUACUGGACAAACCGUACAAAAGCGCAUCGACAGUUCAACCGAGAAAGCCCGCGAUGCAGCAAAGACCACAACCUCGGGUGUCACAAGUGCUGCGAAGUCAGGGCAAUCCUAUUCCUCAAGAGCAGCUUCAUAUCUACCUGAAAUGCCCAACAUGCCAUCCUUUAGCUUCAUCGGACGGGAUUCCAAAGAAGGGACAAAGGCAGCAGCACCCAAGCUUGAGAAAAGAGCAAGUUCAUCCAAGAAUAUCAAUGUCACAACGAAGUCCAAAAACGAAAAGCAGGCACCGCCAAAACUUGCAAGUCGUAGCAGUUCGGCCAAGAAUGUUAAUGCUGCGAAUUCAGCUCCCUCGGCAGGAACGCAAUCGUCCCCAGCAAAUACUCUGUCUCGAGUUGCAUCAGGUCUGAAGUCUCCGAAGGUGCCCACAAAACUAGAUGGCUCUGGAAUCAAAUCUCCAGCUCUACCAACGCGACUCGAUUCCAUUCCUGGUAUUAGUGGUUCGAAAUCACCACCAACCUCGGUUCCUACCUCCGAUCUAGUUCGACGAAUUUCGUCGGGCCUGAAAUCUCCGCCAAAACUGGGCCCUCGGAAAACCAGCAGCCAAAUCAAUCAAAGUCAGAGCUCCGGACCAGAACCAGGAGCAUUGGGCGAGAAAUUGAGCAGUAUCCCUUCGGGUGCAAUGGAUAUGGGAAAGAAUGUUGGCGGGCAGGCGAAGGGUCUGAUUGGUGGAAGUGGCGAUGGCAUCAAGUCUCCUCCUGCAGCUUCUACUGGGGGUAUCAAGAGUCCCAGGACCUCAAAUGUUAAGUCUCCUGCACCAAUCUCCAAGAGCACAGCAGCGCCGGACAAGGCGCAAAAGAAAGGUUCUGACACGAGUGCUAUGCCUUCCAUCCGUGGUACAGGGGCAGCAAAAGGUGUGACAGAUGCCGCAUCUUCUGGUGCUCAGCAAGGAGCGGGAAAAGCAAUGGACACGGGCAGGGCUGCAGCUCAGCAGGGUGGUAAGGUCCUGGGCGGCUUGGGCCGUGGUCUGGGUUUUGGCAGGUGA
This is a messenger RNA of Exophiala bonariae, 3804 nucleotides long. RefSeq lists its product as uncharacterized. The transcript has a single exon. The record is from RefSeq and is a predicted model, not a curated record. Bases 1 to 3804 code for a protein of 1267 amino acids. NCBI's taxonomy places the organism in Eukaryota, Fungi, Ascomycota, Eurotiomycetes, Chaetothyriales, Herpotrichiellaceae.